UAAACCAAAAAUAAAUGGAUUAUUAUGAAUUUUAAACUAUAGAAAUUGGCCACAAAAUAGCCUGAAGACACUAGUGACACCUACGAAGUACACUUUACAUUUGUCACCUCCUUGCUGCCACCUCUUUGAAGAAGAUGUUGACUCACAGGUACCUUAGAUUAAAUAUAAUCAACGUCAAACAAAAUUCACCUCUAAUCAGCCAGUAAUAGGAGCCACUCAAGGUGAGGCAAGUCACGCCCAAGUCAACCUCGAAUAAAAACUACUUGCAUCAUAUUCACCAUCGCAUUACCUCGUCCACCUCCCGCGCGGCCGGUCGCUUUCGAAAGAAAACUCAUUCCAAAUUCAAAAUCUCCCGCGCACUCAAACCACCUUCGACCACUUUCUCGAACGCACGCGUCUGAAAAAAAAAUCAAAAUGAGCAAAGAGGACAUGUACAAAGGAGUUCUCUACAUCCUCAACAUAGUCUACGCGGUGUUCGGGCUCGCGUCCGCCGCGACUGGCAUAUGGUUUUUCGUGCAGCUCAGUGAAUUCGUCUCGCUAAGGAACACUAACCACUAUUUACUAGACUACAGAGUCUACUGGCCUCAAGUGGCGCCAUGGCUGUUCAUCCUUCUCGGACUGUUCAUCAUGUUUGUGGCGUUCUGCGGCUGGUGCGGUGCCAACCGGGAGAGCCGCGGCCUGGUCGGGGUCUACGGAUCCUUCCUCGUCCUCAUCAUCUUGCUCCAAGCCAUCGCUGCGGUCCUGGUAUUCGUGUUCGUCGACGGAGAAGACACUGACAGAUUCAUCAAGGACACCGUCUACGAUGGAUACUACAACUCUCAGCAGAACCCUGACGUGUUCAAAGCCUUCGGAAGGAUCGAACGCAAGUUGAAGUGCUGUGGCGCCAACGAUGCAAGAGACUACAGGUCUUGGAGAAACGACCUGCCUCUGACGUGUUGCUUCGACAGCUACUACAGAGCAACCUGCGACUUUACCGACAAAGAAGCGAACGAGAGAUUAGGGUGUGCGAAAGUGGCUUCGGUUUACGCGAAAAUCAUCAGCUCGUCUGUCGCUGGUGUGUCGUUAGUGAUGAUUUUAGUGGAGAUCAUAGGGUGUGUGCUGGCCUGGAAACUGUUUGGGGCGUUUGAAGAGGUCGAGCAUUAUUUGCCGGAGAAGAAGGAAGGCGAAACGGAGUGUUGAGUUCGGUAAACAGUGUUUUCAGCCAGUAUUAUUUUUGCCGCCAAUUUUUGACGUCUGUCACUAAGUGAUUCCCAAGACGCCGCCAUAUUGAAUUUUCCGAUACGAACGAGUUUUUCGAAUGAGUUUUUAUUUAGUGUAGAGUUUACGUGCCUACUUAGUUGUGAAUUUACGUUUAAAUGGUAGUAAUGUGCAGAUUGUUAUAAAUUAUUUCAAUGUAUCUAUAAGUGCGUUGUCAUAAUAUUAUUCUACAUACAUAUAAAUUAUGCUAAUAAUUAUAUUCUAAUGGAAUGGAGUUCCAUGUCUCUUCUUUACGAAGAAAAUCAGGAAUCUUUAUUCGCAGUUAAAUUAAGAUUGUAUCACUGUGGUUUUUGGCACUCUUUAUUAUUACAAAGUAGCCUACAGUUUCGAUCUUUUACGCAUCAUAACAUAAUAUAUGUAUGUAGUGUCUAUCCUAUAUUUUACCCCAAUCUAUUGUUUAUGUAUAUGGUAAUAUAGGAUUCAGUGGACUCGAACCCUUAUUUAUAUCGCCUUAAGAUCAAAUUCCCUUAGACCAAGCGUGGCCACUGCAAGUAAUUGUCAAUUAACUAAUUCAGUGCCAAAAGCAGGAGAUUAAAUUAAGCUCAGCACAUUCACUCCUUAAUGCAAUUUCUUCUUCUUUAUUAGCACCAAUUAUACUUUACACUAUCACUUUAAAUGGACACAAUUAUGGUCCCUAAUUCGCCUGGACGCCAGGCUAUGACCCUUCACCAAUUUAUUUGAUAUCAGACUUAAUCGAGCAUUUCCUUUGUGAGUAUUAUGAUUCAUAUUUAAGACGUCCACCCACAAGUGCCAUUGUGUGGUCCUUAUGGCCAUAGUUUUUAAAGGUGUUGUUUGUUUGGUUUCUCCAGUAGCUUUAAGGUCGUUUUUUUAGUGUCACGUUUAUGAAUUACUAAGACUGUAUGAAUCUCUUCUGACCUUAUCAACCUCUUGGUCAGUAAUGUCACGUGUCGGAUUACGUCAUUAUUUAACAGGUCCUUCUUUGUAUUGACAUUUUUUUUUUCACCUGCUAUUUUUAUAAAUUCAUUUUUUAAGUCCAACGCUUUCUGUAUAGCAGUUUUCGCCUUGUGAAAGUUGUGUAAAGAUUUCUGAAGACUCUCUAAUUAUGUUUUCACGACUCAAGACUUCGUAUUUCUUUAUUUUUUAAAUUUAUGUAUUUACUUUAACUGCUCUUCUUUAUGGCUUAAGGAAAUUACGGUAUAUUUUCCAUAUUUAAGUAAAUUUUUCAUCUCAUAGUAAUAUCACUGCAUAAUUAUUUUUAAUAAAUCCAACCAUGGUUACCAAAAACACAUGUCUCAUCAAGAAAGCUGUUCAAUUAUUUCAAUUCAAGGUUCUCAAUAAAUAUAUUUCUCAAUAUCUACCGAUUAAACUUUAAAUUCAUCAUGUAAUUUCGUAAUUCUCUCAAAUAUGUAAACAAGUGGUUUAGAGUUGUGAAGUCUCGGUAAGAUGUUGAUUUAAAAGGUUUUUUUUUAUGGCAAAGUUCUUGACCUGAAUUCUAUGGUAUGUCUCUCGCUUGCUCGGGCCUAUUUUGUACCUUAGCGAAUGACCUUUAGAGGAAAAAAACAAGUUUCUUUCGUAGGUUUGUGCUCCAAUUUGACAAUGGCCUGUCAUUGGUGAAUUUUGAACGAUGUUUUUUAAUGUAACGUUAAUUAAGUACCUAUUAUUUUUUGUUAUGAUGUUUUUUUUUGUAUAACUCUGUCUAAAUCAUUUAACUUAUGUAUAAUUUGCAUGUACGCAUAUUCAAUCACCUAUCUGUCAUUGAUGUGGUCAGUGGUUUUUAUUUUUCCCUGAUAAAAAAAAACCGAUGAAUGCUUCACCUGAUUCAUAAAACUAUGUCAUUGAGCAGCUAAAACGCGCAGCUUAUUGUGGCCAACUUAUUGUGAUGACUUCAAAGGGACAAGCACUGAGGUAUGAAUAGGUAACCCACCUUUAUGAGCAAAACUUGUUAGAACAUACAUAAAACUUUACAAAAGUCAGCUUUAAGUUAGUGGCAAUAGAGGCUGAUUUAUUUGAACAGAGUUUUGAGUCUGAGGUCAUCAUUGGACAAAUACUUACCUAUACGCCGAUGGUGUAACUUCUAUAGGUACAACUUCUAUCUGACUGUCUAUGUCAUAAUGUUUGAGUUUUGUAACUUUUUUUGACAGUUAUUCAUUGGGCAAUGUAUUUACUUUGUCCUUAGCCACUUGCUUACGUUUUUCUAUCGUUAUGUUGGUCUCUUAGUACUAAAUGUAGUCUACCUAGUUUGUUGGUCUGUACCUAACACUAAGAUUUAUAUUUCCAAGGCGAUAUACAAGUAUGCAUUUGCGUGUUUAAUGUAAUUUUCACAUACUUAAUACUUACUUUUAAUAGUUGUUUACGUUAUAACAACUUUUAGUAGUUUUAAAGUAAAUAUUAUUAUUAUUUUAUGCACCUAGUUACUUUGUUAGAGUCAUAUUCACUGCCUUUUUAUAUGUUUUUGCGUAAUCUAUGUAUAUUUCUAAAACUUUCAGACCUAUUUGAAGUCCUACUUAGCAUGGCAGUUAGAAAUUGCUUUUUUUCUUGGUUACUUGUUAUUACGUUUAUUUAUUUUAUAUUGUUCAGUACAUAUCUAUAAAAAUAUCUACCUGCAAUCAUAUUCUUAACUAUUUGAUUUAUGUAUAAGUAUUCUUAUCUGUGUGAAAGGUUAUUGAUUGUAAUACACUCACGGGCAAUGAAAAGGUUCCACUGAGAAAAGCACCAAAUUACUCCUAAACUGAACAGGCUAUAGCUUAAUGACGCCUUCUGCAACAUUGAAGUACAUUUAACAGAGCAUCAGGAUGUUACCAAAUAAAAACGGUAAUAUUAUGUUCAAAUUUUAAAUGAAAUGUUUGAAAAAAAAUGGGUCGUUUGAUGUCGGCAUUUUGUGAGUGGAACUUUUUCAUUGGCCGUGAGUGUAAGUGUGUUUAAAUACUAUAUAUAGUAGGUUGUAUUUUUUUAAAAACUUUUAAAUUAUACUUAAGUACAUUUUAUACUAUUCUAUUUACCCACCUUUUAAUUAUACCUACUUGUGUAAUGUUUACUAUGAUAUUAAUAUGAAAUCUCAUGUACCGUCCGAUCGUAGCUAGUUGUUAACAUUAACAUUUGAAAUAAAAUUAGGUUUCGUGUAAAGUACCUAUGUUACCCGAUUGCCAAAGACAAAUUGUUAUAACAGUAGAAAGAAUUUUAUCUAUUUACACAAUAAGUAUUUUUAAACAAAUCUUUUUUGCAUGCAAAAAAAAUAAAAACUUAUUUAGGUAAAUUACCAAUUUGUAUUUAAGAUUAAAUAUGAAUAAUUUAAAGUAAUUAUUAUUAGUUUUAUAAACUUGUUUAAGUUAAUUGAAGCUAGUCUUAAGGAAGUUUCAUUUAUAUUAAAUAAAUACUUACUUGCGUAAUUUUCUUA
Molecule: messenger RNA, 4612 nt
Organism: Plutella xylostella (diamondback moth)
Lineage: Eukaryota; Metazoa; Arthropoda; Insecta; Lepidoptera; Plutellidae
Product: CD151 antigen
Cellular component (GO): plasma membrane
Source: RefSeq, a predicted model, not a curated record